CUUGCGCAGCUUCAAAAUGGCGACAGCAGUUCGAGGGUCAACAUGGGCUUGAUAAACAUGUUUUGUUUAUCGGACGCGAAGAAAUUUCGGGGAUAAGCAGAUUACGGCUUUUUUGAGGAUGCUGCUCAAGUGCUGUGGUGGUUUGGUUCUUUUUUUGAGCGCGGCAAUCUCGGUGGCAGACUCCAGCGAGCAGCAGCAGCAUAGGACCAAAGCAGCCACAGAGAAACAGCACGACCUGUGGUGUUACCGCUGCGACACCAUGGUUGAUGGUGACAGAUGCUUGGAUUUGGUCGGCAAUCACUCAUACAUGCACACGAAGUGCCAUAAAGAGCAGAAAAAGUGUCAGGUGCGGAGGAUUUCCAUGUCCACUAGCACGGACGAAAUCACCGGAAAACCAAAAAUGUGGCUUCUCCAAAGGAAUUGUUCGGAGAUUUGCGAACCCGGGUGCAUAAUCAUCGGUGAAAGAACAAAGUUACAUUCCUGCAUCACGUGUUGCGACGAAAAAAAUUUCUGUAAUGCUGGAAGUGGAGCCGAAAGUUUCACAUCGUUUCAAAGAACUUUUUCUAUUGUGACUUUUAUUGUUCUACAAUACAGUCUUAAUAUAGUCGACCGUUCAUGACAUUCUUUGAACAGUUAACGAUAAGACGGUUAUUAAGUUUCUCAAAUUUAUACAAACUUGUUUUGCCAACAUUGUAAGUGUUUGCAGAGUAAAGGAGUUUUAACUCGCACAAAUUCGUAGUAAUGCCAGUCCUAGGUGGAAAUUGAUUUAAUUAAUUAUCCAAGUUAUGGCAGCAAGUUUACGUUCUGACGGCUUAAACUUGCAUGUCGAUGAGUGAGCAACAGCAGGGGAAGCAAAUCUAAAGCCGACUUAUGCCCUAAGAAAUUUAGCAAAGCAGCAUUGCGUACCAUUUAUUCGGGUUGCUGCUAUUUACGACGAAAUCUCAACUGAAUUAUACUAUACUUUCCACAAUUAUAAUUAAAUACUUUGAAUAGAAAAAUGCAAAUAAAACGAAAGCACAAAAAAUGCAAUAAUAAUUGUAUGUGUUUCAAUUUUGUUUAAAAUUUAAGUUGUUAACCUUAUAGAGAAAACAGAACUACCGUAAUUGGAAAUCUAGCAAAACGUGAACAAGUUAUGUAAGUUUAACACAACUGAAAAUAUAUGUAUGUACCUAAUAAUAAAUAAAUGCCGAAACGUUGGCCUUAAAAAGAGUAAAUGUCAUUUACUCCUUGCGUCCAAGAAA
Molecule: messenger RNA, 1241 nt
Organism: Zophobas morio
Lineage: Eukaryota; Metazoa; Arthropoda; Insecta; Coleoptera; Tenebrionidae
Exons: 3
Coding region: 119-619 (166 amino acids)
Source: RefSeq, a predicted model, not a curated record